This is a messenger RNA of Dothidotthia symphoricarpi CBS 119687, 1773 nucleotides long. RefSeq names its product kynurenine 3-monooxygenase. NCBI's taxonomy places the organism in Eukaryota, Fungi, Ascomycota, Dothideomycetes, Pleosporales, Dothidotthiaceae. Gene Ontology annotation, molecular function: NAD(P)H oxidase H2O2-forming activity; FAD binding; kynurenine 3-monooxygenase activity. The coding region runs from base 232 to 1668 and encodes 478 amino acids. Gene Ontology annotation, biological process: quinolinate biosynthetic process; NAD+ metabolic process; L-tryptophan catabolic process. The transcript has 3 exons. The record is from RefSeq and is a predicted model, not a curated record. Gene Ontology annotation, cellular component: mitochondrial outer membrane.
CGCCUUCCCGCUCGGCCGUCUUUUUUUACCUUUUUCUUUCUGUGCAUGUGAACCUUUUCUUAAUUCUCUCACCAACUUAAACUCGGUCUUCUCUUCAUGUAAAAACACGUUUCUCGGAUUCAUACAUUUCUUUGACUCAUCUGAUCUCAUUUCUUUGUUCUUCUUGCACCUUCUCAUCGCCCUGGGUGUAUAUCCCUGUGCACCAAGGCUAAUUUCCUCACUCUCAUCGGGAUGGCACAAAAGGUCGUGGUUGUUGGUGCUGGUCCAGUUGGCGCCUUGGCAGCCUUAUACGCGGCAGUCCGUGGUCACGAUGUAGAAAUCUACGAACUCAGAUCAGAUCUCCGCAAAACCAAUGCUACGGCUUCGAGCUCUGGCAAAUCUAUCAAUCUCGCACUCUCUGAACGAGGCAUCAACUCUCUCCGAAAGGCUGGACUACCAGAACUCGCAGAUGCAGUCCUUCGGGAUACCUUUCCCAUGCAUGGGCGCAUGAUUCACGUGAGGAAAAAUGGGGAGUAUGCUCGUGAAGCACAACUUUACGAUGCACGAGGCAGAAGUCUGCUUGCUAUGGACCGAACAGGUCUGAAUAAGACCCUUCUCGAUCAGCUCGAAGCAAUGCCAAAUGUUACGUUCUUCUUUAACCACAAAGUGGUUGGUGUGGAUUUCAAGAAGAAAGUUGCCUGGUUCGAGCACCGACCCAAAUCCGAGACGGCACAGGGCGCUGAGUUUGAGUUACGAUUUGACCUAAUGAUUGGCGCCGACGGGGCCCACUCUGCUGUGCGAUACCAUCUGAUGAAGUUCGUCCCUAUGUCCUACCAACAGGAGUAUAUUGACAAGCUCUGGUGCCAAUUCCAUGUACCACCAACACCUAGCGGGGACUUCCGUUUACCACCAAACUACCUGCACAUAUGGCCUCAAGAUGACUCGAUGUUCAUUGCGCUUCCCAACAUGGACAAGACGUUUACCUCAACUCUCUUCCUAACAAGACCUGGCUUUGAGGAACUGAGUUCAUCCGGAAAAAUAGUGGAAUACUUCAAGGCAAAAUUCCCUGGCGUAGUCCCAGAACUUAUCACCGAGGAUGAGCUCCGAAAACAGUUCACCACAAAUGAACACCUACCUCUGAUUUCCAUCAAGUGCACACCAUACCACUACGGCUCUACAGGAGUCAUCGUAGGAGACGCCGCUCAUGCCAUGGUCCCCUUCUACGGCCAGGGAAUGAACGCUGGCCUGGAAGAUGUCCGUGUACUGUUUGAGUUUCUCGACAAAAAUCCUAAUAACCAAGAGAAGGCAUUGGCCGAGUACACUGAAGAACGCACACCGGACGCUCAAAUGAUCAACGAUCUCGCACUGGGCAAUUACCGCGAGAUGGCAAGCGAUGUGAAGAAGCCGCUAUACCUCCUCCGCAAAUGGAUCGAGGAGACGCUGUACAUCCACGUUCCGAGCGCCGGUUGGGCUACACAAUACUCGCGCGUCACAUUCAGCAAUAUGAGAUAUUCCGAGGUUUUGCAGGCAUCGCAAAGGCAGACAAAGAUUUUCAAUGGCGUUCUCGGGUUGGCGCUUGCCUCUUUAGUCGGAUCUACUCUCUGGUUUGCUAGGGCUGGGGGUUUGCACAGAGCGAAGAUGGGCAUAUUACGAUCGAUAUGUUGGGUUGCCCAGCGGAUGCAAGGUUGAGCAGCAUGAAUGUUGGACGAGGUACGAGUGUAUGAAUUUAGUUUGGAAUGUAGAAAUACCUUGAACAUAAGUCCUCAACUUAACAGUACAGACGGGAGUAGCCUG